UCCACGCCCACCGCGUCGGUGGACACGCCCUUCUCCAGGGCCCCGCCCUGCCCGGAUGCAACUCCAGGUCUCUAGGAGGUGGUGGUCUCCAAGCAGACAGGGUAGCCUGGCAGCUUAGCAAACUGCAGCAACUCAAAGCAGACCAGAGACAAAAGCCAGUGGGGGUGGGGAGGGCUGGAAGCGUCGUCCUAGCCCCUCCUCCACCUACCGUGGAGAUUAGUGGGCACUUGCAAACGGGCUGGGACAUCUAGUUCCAAACUGUCAAGUGACGACUAAGGUAUUACAGGCUGGGCUUUUAAUUGCAGUUUUACUGACCUGGCAACAUUUCCAGAGGAAGGUUAAGUUCUCCAAGUCAUCAAUAUCCUGUCACUGUAAAUUUCCUCAGAUUGGAGAUUAUUUCUGCUUCUCAGAAAUUAUCUGCUUGAAGCCAUGCAUUAUUUAUAACAAUCUCUGGCAAAACCUCAGAAAAAGAUAUGCUCAUCUCAGGCGGAUGUCAGAGGCUGUGGCAAAACCCAGUGAAAAAGCUCCCUAGGUUGCAGUGAGUCCCACAGAGGAUCAGCUUUGUGGAACUUUCUUCUCCAGAGGAGUAUGACACAGUUAAAAAGGAAAAAAGAGCCACAAGCAAAACCCAGUCACCAGUGAAAUUGGAGAGGGGCUCUUCCAAGAACACAGGGUUGCAGUUGUAUGCAGGCAGUGAAACUCUUCCAACGUAGGUGGAGGAAAAGGGAGAGGAGAUGGCUCACGGAAUGGAGCUGGAGUCCCUUAAGGAGUUAGAACGCGAGAUCAUUCUCCAGGUCCUGUACCGCGACCGGGCUGUCCAGAGCAUAGAGGAGGAAAGGAUAAGGAAACUGAAAACGCACCUGCAGCAUCUCCGGUGGAGAGGGGCGAAGAGCUCGAGCCGGGAUUACAAGCAGUGCUGCGCGCGCUGCCAGCGGGAGCUGGGGCUGCUGCUGAACCGCGGGGCCGUGUGCCGGGGCUGCAGCCACCGCGUGUGCUCCGAGUGCCGCGUGUUCCUGAGGACCACCCGCGCCUGGAAGUGCACUGUGUGCUUCGAGGACAGAAAUGUGAAAAUAAAAACUGGAGACUGGUUCUUUGAGGAACGAGCCAAGAAAUUUCCAACUGAAGGCAAACGGGACACAGCCGGGGCAAAGCUCCUGAAGUCUUAUCAGAGGCUGAGCAAAAUUUCUGUGGUUCCUCCAACUCCACCACCUCUCAGUGAAAACCAGUGCAGUGGCAGCCCUGGCAGGUUACAGGAACUUGGUCAGUUUAAAGGAUUUAAUAAGUCCGUGGAAAAUUUGUUUCUGUCUGUUAGCACCCACAUGAAAAAGUUCUCCAAGUCCCAGAAUGACAUGACUUCUGAGAAGCAUCUUCUAGCCAUGGGCUCCAGGCAGUGUGUGGGCCAGACCGAGAGACGGAGCCAGUCUGAUACUGCUGUCAACGUCACCUCCAGGAAGAUCAGCACACCAGAUAUUCUGAAACCUCUCCAUCAAGAGGAUCCCAGAUGUUCUACCAGCCCUGUUGUGAAGUCAAAGACUCUCCCAUCCAGCCCAACACCCAACACUUUAUUUUCUGGGGGCUUGAGACAUGGAAGUUUAAUGAGCAUUAACAGCACCUGCACGGAGAUGGGUAAUUUUGACAACGCUAAAGUCACUGGAGAAAUAGAAUUUGCUAUUGGUUACUGCUUUAAAACGCAUUCUUUAGAAAUAAGCAUCAAGACCUGCAAGAACUUGGCUUAUGGAGAAGAAAAGAAGAAAAAGUGCAAUCCGUAUGUGAAGACCUACCUACUGCCUGACAGAUCCUCCCAGGGAAAACGCAAGACAGGAGUCCAAAAGAAUACGAUGGACCCAACAUUUGAGGAGACCUUGAAGUAUCAGGUGGACCCUAUCCAGCUGGUGACCCGGCAGCUGCAGGUCUCUGUAUGGCACCUGGGCACACUGACUCGAAGGGUGUUCCUUGGAGAAGUCAUUGUUCCUCUGGCCACAUGGGAUUUUGAGGACAAUGCGACACGGUCUUUCCGUUGGUAUCCACUUCGGGCCAAGGCUGAGAAAUAUGAAGACGGUGUUCCUCAGAAUAAUGGAGAACUUGCUGUUCGUGCCAAACUGAUCCUCCCUGCAGAACCCAGAAAGCUCCAGGAGUUGCAAGAGGGGACAGGAGAUCAGCUGGCACUUGAUGGUCAACUCUGUUUGGUAGUGCUGGGAGCCAAGAAUUUACCUGUGCGGUCAGAUGGUACCUUAAACUCAUUUGUUAAGGGCUGUCUGACUCUGCCAAACCAACAGAGACUGCGGCUGAAGUCCCCAGUACUGAAGAAGCAAGCUUGCCCCCAGUGGAAACACUCCUUUGUGUUCAGUGGUGUAACCAAGUCUCAGCUAAGGCAGUCAAGCUUGGAGUUGACUGUCUGGGACCAGGCCAUCUUUGGUAUGAAUGACCGCCUGCUAGGGGGAGCCAGACUCAGCUCAAAGGAAGGUGCAGUUGGUGACAUGGACUCAUGCUCACAGUCGAAGCUUCAAUGGCAGAAAGUACUUUCCAGCCCCAACUUAUGGACAGACAUGACACUCAUCCUGCACUGAAGUGAAGCGUCAGGCUGCAGUGGAUGCCGAGGUGCUGUGUGCCUGCAAAGGGCUGUGGGGUCUGGGACCAUGUGCCUAGAGCACUGCUCCACAUCUAUGUGUAUUUAUGUAACAUGUUAAUUACAUGAGUAAGUCUCAGGUGGGUUACUGUCUGUUCUUUUAAGAGUCAUGGAAAAUGGCCAGAUUUCAGUAAGUGUUCAGCAAUCACCCAGGUUUCCCAGUGCUUAUCACUAGUGAAAACCAUAGUUUUGUCAUGCGCAUUUCAGAGAAAAAUGAGCCUUGU
Molecule: messenger RNA, 2850 nt
Organism: Castor canadensis (American beaver)
Lineage: Eukaryota; Metazoa; Chordata; Mammalia; Rodentia; Castoridae
Source: RefSeq, a predicted model, not a curated record